GCACUGGGAUGGGUGGGAAAUGGAUGGAUGGCAGUGGGAAGUGCAGGCGUUAGGAUGAUCAUAGGUGCCGGGAUGGAGGGACAAUGGGAUGGUGGUGGGCAGCAGGGAAGAGCUGGGCACUGGAACAUGGUGGUAUCAGGGUAGCAGCGAGCACACGGUUGGGUAGGCAGUGGGUUGGUGGUGGGCAUCGGGGUGGUUGGGCAUUGGGUUGCUUACUGGGAUGGGUGGGCAUUAGGAUGGUGAUGGGCACCAGUACAUGCAGACACUGGGAUUAUGGUGGGCACUGGGAUGGAAUGACAUUAGAAGGGUGGUGGGUAACGGGGCACGUGCAUUAGGAUGGUCAUGGGCACUGGGAAGGGUUGUGCAGCGGGAUGGUGGCAGACAGCUGGAUAUUUGGGCAUUAGGAUGCUGUUCCUUACUGAAACUGACAGACACUAGGAUGGUGAUGAGUGCUGAGAUACGUGAGCAUCGGGAUGAUGGUUGGCAGUGGAAUGGGGGAACCUUAGGGCAAUGGUGUUCACUGGGAUGAGUUGGCAACAGAAUGGUGGCCACUGGCACUUGUGGUUAUUAGGGUGGUUACGGACAGUGCAACAGUGGGCACCAGGGCAGGUGUGUUUUAGGCCACUGUCACUUCCUGGGAUGAAUGAGCAUUGGAAUUAUGGUGGGCACUGGGACAAGCCGACAUUAGAACAGUGGUGGCAUUAGGAUAAGUAGCGGGCAAUGGGACAGCACUGGACAUCAGGAUGGAUGGGUACCAGAAGGAUGACACGCAGGCAGCAGGAUUAUGGCUGGCAUGGGGAUGGUGAUGGACACUGGGACACGCGGGCUUCAGGAUGGUGGGCACUGGGACGGGCGUGCGCUAAGGACAAUGUGGGGGCAAACACAGCCAGCACCCUGCACCCAGCCCCAGGCUGCUUCAAGCUCUGUGCUGUGGCAGCCAUAUCAAUAAUUGAGGCCGGUGGCGCUGCCCUGGCCUUCCCCCACCCCGUCCCUGGGCAGGUGCCAGCAGGUGGGCCGGCUCUGCUUUCCACCCAGUCACAGCACAGAUGCCGUCACGUGGGCACAGGUCAGCCUUUAAGGUGGGCAGGCAGGCAGCAGAGCACAUCGUCACCUGCAGCCAUGAGCAUCCCCAUCGCCAAGUCCUUCUACGACCUCAGCGCCACCUCCUUGCAGGGGGAGAAGGUGGACUUCAACGUCUUCCGCGGGCGGGUGGUCCUCAUCGAGAACGUGGCGUCGCUCUGAGGCACCACGGUGCGGGACUACACCCAGCUCAACCAGCUGCAGGCACACUACCCGCGGCGGCUGGUGGUGCUGGGCUUCCCCUGCAACCAGUUCGGCUACCAGGAGAACGGCACCAACGAGGAGAUCCUCAACUGCCUCAAGCACGUGCGGCCAGGGGGCGGCUUCGAGCCCAACUUCACCCUGUUCCAGAAGUGCCAGGUGAAUGGGAAGGACACCCACCCCGUCUUUGCCUACCUGAAGGCCCACCUGCCCGCCCCCGUGGAUGAGGCAGACCACCUGAUGGCCGAGCCCCGCUUCCUGGUGUGGAGCCCUGUGCGGCGCUCUGACAUCUCCUGGAACUUUGAGAAGUUCCUGGUGGGGCCCGAGGGGGAACCUUUCCGUCGCUACAGCCCUCGCCUGCCCACUGCCCAGAUAGAGCCCGAUAUCCAGCGCCUCCUUAAGCUGGCCAAGUAGGGCCGUACCCCCCCCCAGAUAGCCCCCGUCCUCUGCCAGGUGAUGGCCCCCUCCGAAACCCCCAUGGGGAGGGGGUCUGAUGGGGUGGAGGGCUGGGGCCGCUGGGAUGGGGCUGGCGGCAAUAAAUGAGCUGGAGGCAGCAUCCAAGCCCCCUUGUUUGUGCCCCCCUUCCUGGUUUUUGAGACACCGAGCACAUGGGAUGCAGGAAGUAGUUGUGCACAAUGGAACAGUGCCAAAGCGUGGUGGCAGCUCCAUUAUAGGAAGAGAGGGGGAGAGGUGAAAGCAAUUUCUGCAGCCUCACAGUGAAGGUGUGCCACCCCGCCCUGCCCACAACAGGAAUGAGUGCCCCCAGAGGGGCACAGCAGGCAGAGUGAGGCAACAGCCUUAGAAGGGCUUUGGGUGGGUGGGGAGGGAGUUGGGAGCAGAGCAAGCACUGGGAGGUGGGGCACAGGAGAAUGACAUCACCCCCAGCCUGUUCCCACCAAGGGGGGGAACGAAUACAGAGUGCUUCUGCAUGCAGCUCUGAGCUGUACCAAAUUCACCUUUAUUGCUCGCACUCCUCAGGCAGCUGCGCUGCACAGAACCGUUUCAGGGUGCCAAUAGGCUGCCCGUCCCCAUUCCCUCCCCCCCCCCUUCUUUUCACCAGCACAACGCGGUCUCAGGUCAGGGCUGAAGCCCCCCCCACCCAGGGUU
Messenger RNA from Lagopus muta (rock ptarmigan), 2388 nucleotides. RefSeq names its product glutathione peroxidase 2 (gene GPX2). Lineage: Eukaryota; Metazoa; Chordata; Aves; Galliformes; Phasianidae. The transcript is spliced from 2 exons. Gene Ontology annotation, biological process: response to oxidative stress. Gene Ontology annotation, molecular function: glutathione peroxidase activity. The record is from RefSeq and is a predicted model, not a curated record.